CUCAGUUUCUGGGUUUUCUUCUCUGACAUUGUGUCUUUGUUUUUUCAAAGCAGAUUAAAAGAUGAAGGAAGAAGAGGAGGAAAUUUCCAUUGAGGAGAAAAACCAUCAAGUGAGUUCCCUGCCAGCAGAAAAUCAAACCACAACAAGUCCAGAUGGGGCUCAUGAUGAGGAUGGGGACUGUCCCAGUGAAGGACAGCCGGUUCAAUGGAUCUCCACUGAGGACAAACAACACCCCUGUGAUUGUGGAAAAUGUUUGAGGUGGCCGUGUGAACUGAAGGAACAUCAAUGUUUCCACACCGGAGAAAAGCCGUACACCUGUCCUAUUUGUAGGAUGAGUUUUACCUGGUUGAGAAGUCUGAAACGUCAUCAGCGUAUCCACACCGGAGAAAAGCCGUACACCUGUGACCAGUGUGGAAAGAGUUUCACCCAGCUGGGAAAUAUGAAACGUCAUCAGACAAUCCACAGUAAAGAAACUCUCCUCCCACCUCCGUGAUAAUCUUUAAUA
This is a messenger RNA of Melanotaenia boesemani (Boeseman's rainbowfish), 505 nucleotides long. Its product is annotated as zinc finger protein 205-like. Lineage: Eukaryota; Metazoa; Chordata; Actinopteri; Atheriniformes; Melanotaeniidae. Gene Ontology annotation, molecular function: RNA polymerase II cis-regulatory region sequence-specific DNA binding; DNA-binding transcription factor activity, RNA polymerase II-specific. Gene Ontology annotation, biological process: regulation of transcription by RNA polymerase II. The transcript has 2 exons. The record is from RefSeq and is a predicted model, not a curated record. Bases 62 to 493 code for a protein of 143 amino acids.